AUGGUGAAUGAUUAUAUUUACAACAGAGCACAAGUAUUGAGCAUGAUGAGAGAGUUUACUGGACAGAGAGACAUGGUAAGAACCGCAAAGACACGUUUCACAACCGCUUUUUUGACUUUAAAGCGGUUUCAUGUACAACAAGCAAAUAUGAGAAAGAUGUUUACAUAUGAAAAGUGGGCAAAUAGUCGAUUUUCCAAAGACGCCGUAGGAAAACAUAUAGCAGAAGUGAUAUUGAUGCCUUCUUUUUGGAAAAAUAUGAUUUUUGCAUUAAAAGUUGAUGGUCCAUUGGUGAAAGCAUUACGGCUGGUAGACAGUGAAAAACGAUCUCCUAUGGGUUAUAUUUAUGAGGCAAUGGACAGGGCCAAAGAAGCUAUCGCUGCGUCAUUUAACAAUAAUGAAGAGAAAUAUCGUAACAUUUUUGAAUUCAUUGACAAAAGAUGGAACAUUCAACUCCAUCGACCUUUGCACGUAGCUGGAUAUUUCUUGAAUCCAGAGUGUUUUUACUCAAACCCUGACAUAGAAAAUGAUACAGAAGUGAUGAAGGGUUUGUACAAGUGCAUAUCUAGAUUGGUGAGAGGUGAGGAUUUACAAGAUAAGAUCACGAAUCAAUUGGAAAAAUACAAGAAAGCAGAAGGACUUUUUGGUUUGCCAAUGGCUAUCGACAAAGAACUUUAA
Zingiber officinale is the source of this 675-nucleotide messenger RNA. RefSeq lists its product as uncharacterized. Lineage: Eukaryota; Viridiplantae; Streptophyta; Magnoliopsida; Zingiberales; Zingiberaceae. The record is from RefSeq and is a predicted model, not a curated record. Bases 1 to 675 code for a protein of 224 amino acids. The transcript has a single exon.